Cetraspora pellucida is the source of this 135-nucleotide messenger RNA. The record is from the annotation of a GenBank genome assembly. NCBI's taxonomy places the organism in Eukaryota, Fungi, Glomeromycota, Glomeromycetes, Diversisporales, Gigasporaceae.
GAAGAUGGCUUUUAUCUUUACAAAGAUGGUGAGCUAAAGGUGAGGCCAGUUAGAUUCAUUAUUAAUACACAUAUUGACACACAGAAUGGCAAAGGAAUAGAGAAGAAGUUGGAUACUGUCAAAACAACCAUCUAA